Messenger RNA from Striga hermonthica, 1386 nucleotides. The record is from the annotation of a GenBank genome assembly. NCBI's taxonomy places the organism in Eukaryota, Viridiplantae, Streptophyta, Magnoliopsida, Lamiales, Orobanchaceae.
AUGGGGAAGGAGCUUGGCUGCCCGCCAUAUACGGGGCGGCGCGUGAAACACACCGCACUUCAGGAAAACGGGUUCGUGGGUCGGGUACCGGAUUUCAGGCAGGCAGGGUUGGUCGUGAACUUUUCGAAUAAUCGGCUCGAGGGAGGCAUACCAGUUGGACUUGAGAAUCAGAAUGCAAGUUCAUUUUUAGGUAACAUCAAACUUUGUGGCAAGCCCUUGGGCCCAUGCAAAGAAAACGGCUCAAACAAGAACAAAAUCGCGUGUACCACAGCCGCCGUCGCAAUAGUCGCGUUUCUGCUCCUAGCGAUUCUCUUCCUCCGGCGAAAGCGCUCAAAACCCCUAAAAUACCAAAAAUCCCUAGAAAGCGCUCGCAGAAACGGCGGCGGCGUUGCAUCCGCCGGCCGGAAAUCCGGCGAGUACGGCAAGCUGUACUUCGUGCGGGGCGACAGGGAGAGGUUCUCCCUGGACGAGCUUCUGAAGGCGCCGGCCGAGAUUCUGGGAAGCGGGAGCUUCGGCUCGUCGUACAAGGCGACGCUUAGCGGCGGCCGGAGCUACGUCGUGCGGAGGUUCAGGCAGAUGGGAAACGCCGGGAAGGAUGAGUUUUACGGGCACAUGAGGCGGCUCGGGCGGCUGUCGCACCGGAAUCUGGUGCCGGUCGUGGGGUUUUAUUACAGGAAGGAGGAUAAGCUCCUGAUUGCUGAUUUCGUGGAGAAUGGGAGCUUGGCCAGUCACCUCCAUGGCAAAAGAACGCCCAACCAACCGGGCCUCGACUGGCCCACACGCCUGAAAAUCAUCAAGGGCAUUGCACGAGGCCUAAGCUACCUCUACAAUGAGCUCCCCCAUCUCACACUACCCCACGGCCAUCUCAAGUCGUCAAACAUCCUUCUCGAUCCCACAUACGAACCUCUCCUAUCCGACUACUCGCUCGCACCACUCAUCAAUAAGGACCACGCGCACCACUUCAUGGUGGCCCACAAAUCACCUGAGUCGAUGCAGCUCGACCUAGUCACCAGAAAGACCGAUGUAUGGAGUCUAGGGAUACUAAUACUCGAGCUCCUCACGGGCCGUUUUCCAGCAAACUACUUGAAACGGGGCCGUGGGCCCAGCUCCGAUCUUGCCACAUGGGUCGACUCGGUUUUGAGGGAAGAUUGGUCGGGCGAGGUAUUCGAUAGGGGCAUGAUGGGUAAUUUGGGAAGGAGUAAUAGUGAAGGUCAAAUGGUGAAGCUUUUGAAGAUUGGUAUGUGUUGUUGUGAGUGGGAUGUGGAGAAAAGGUGGGACUUGAGAGAGGCCGUCGAGAGGAUUGAGGAGUUGAAGGAAAUCGAUGGCGUUGAUGAUGAUGAUGAUGAUUAUUAUUUUUGUUAUUAUCCAUCUGAUUAUGUUUGCUGA